AUGGAUGGCUCGGCAAUGGGUGCCCCGGGCAUUAUCGCUGCGGGCGGGGUGUUUAGAGAUAAUUGGGGCUGGGUUCGAGGUUGUUUUCACUUUAAAGGGGGAAAAGGUUUUGCUUUUGAAGCUGAGCUCCUUGUAGUUAUUCAUGCUAUUGACAUAGCUCACCAUCGUGGUUGGCGGCAACUCUGGCUUGAAGCUGAUUCAACUUAUAUUGUCAGUCUUCUUCAGACUCGGUCGGUUGAUGUGCCUUGGCGCUUUCUGGCGGCUUGGAAAAACUCUUUAAGGCUACUUGAUGAUUUCCAAUUUCAAGUCUUACAUAUUUAUCAGGAAGGCAAUAAGCCGGCGGAUUUGAUGGCCAACUUGGAUCGAAGCGAUGGUUGGUGGCCUUACGCUCUGGAGGAGAUUAAACAUGCGGUGUCUCUUGAUAUGGCAACGCAUAGCACCGUUCGUGUUAAGUUAUGA
Salvia miltiorrhiza (redroot sage) is the source of this 459-nucleotide messenger RNA. RefSeq lists its product as uncharacterized. The coding region runs from base 1 to 459 and encodes 152 amino acids. Gene Ontology annotation, molecular function: nucleic acid binding; RNA-DNA hybrid ribonuclease activity. Lineage: Eukaryota; Viridiplantae; Streptophyta; Magnoliopsida; Lamiales; Lamiaceae. The transcript has a single exon. The record is from RefSeq and is a predicted model, not a curated record.